Messenger RNA from Mollisia scopiformis, 1329 nucleotides. RefSeq names its product NAD(P)-binding protein. Gene Ontology annotation, molecular function: oxidoreductase activity. NCBI's taxonomy places the organism in Eukaryota, Fungi, Ascomycota, Leotiomycetes, Helotiales, Mollisiaceae. Bases 362 to 1243 code for a protein of 293 amino acids. The transcript has 3 exons. The record is from RefSeq and is a predicted model, not a curated record.
AGGUGAUACUUACUUUGCAGGAAUACCCAAGGUUUCACGUCUUUUCUUUCCAAUGGCUGAUGUAAAGUUAUGGAUUGCAAGUUGUUCUGCUAGCCGGACCACAGCUCCGAUCAAUAGUCAUGUAGGUAGGCAUCUCUCGAACGGAUGAACAUUUCACUUUUCCUCAUUUCUCAAUUACGAAAUGGCCUUGCAGACCUUGAGGGGUAAACUCUUUCUUAGACCAUUGACGUCACUCCGUAGUAUUUCGUGUUUGUAUUCGUCGCGACCUGGAAGUUUUCUUAUGAACGCCCAACCAUUUUCAGGACCACCUACAUAUCGCCUACGACAAGUCCAGAAACAGUUCUCUACGAGUACAGCAAAGAUGUCUGACACUAAUAAGAACUUUCUUCUAAGUGAAGUCUUCAAUGUGAAGGGGAAGGUUGCUCUCAUCACUGGAGGUGGCAGCGGAAUUGGUUUGAUGGCAACUCAGGCGCUUGCUGUAAACGGAGCGAAAGUCUACAUCGUCGGACGAACCGAAGAGAAGCUCGAGACUGUCGUCAAGACACACGGACAGAAUAUCGAGGGCGAAAUUAUUCCCAUCACUGCGGAUAUCACAUCGAAGAGCGAGAUUGAGAAGCUUGUGAAGGAGAUCGAGUCUCGGGAGAAAUGCUUGUGCAUCCUGAUCAACAAUGCUGGCAUUGCAGGCAACACGCAGCAGACGGAGGCUAAGACUGCCGAGGAGAUGAAGAAGAAUCUAUUUGAUGCGGAAGGUUCGACGUUCGAUGAUUGGUGCAGUACAUACAGGACCAAUGUCCCACAACUGUUCUUCAUGACUAUGGCCUUCCUGCCGCUUCUACAGAAAGCUUCUGAUCACCAACAUGGCUAUUCGGGCACGGUCAUCAACAUCUCUUCAAUCUCGGGUAUCGUUCAGUCAUCUCAACAUCAUUUUGGCUAUAAUGCUAGUAAGGCAGCUGCUAUUCAUCUCACCAAGAUGCUGGCUUCUGAGGUCGCAGAAAAUGGUCUCAAGAUUCGUAUCAACAGCAUUGCUCCGGGUGUAUUCCCUUCUGAGAUGACUGCUGGUGGAGAGAGUGGAUCUGACCAGAAGAGUCACAUCGAGAAAGACAAAUACGCAAAGGUUCCUGCUAGACGACCAGGAAAGGAUCAAGAUAUGGCCGCAGCUGUCUUGUUCUGUGCUGCUAAUCAGUACUUGAAUGGCCAGACCGUGGCGGUUGAUGGUGGUUAUAUCUUGCAUGCAGGAGCAUGAGCCAUCUGAGUCUGUGAGCAUGACAUGAUCUAAUACGCUUGGUCGGUGACAAGUCUUAGCUAAAUGGUAACUUGUCUGGUUCCUAC